AUGAUGAUGAUGAUGAUGAUGAUCCUCUGUGUGUGCAGGACUUUGGACUAGACGUGGAUGCCUUUGAGAACCUGGUCGGUGACUGUCCAGCACCAUUCCUCAACCUUGCAGUCCUCUGCUGCAAUGUAAGAUACAGACUGACAGACUGACAUAAUAAUUGCAUGCAUCCAUGACUCUGUGUACAUACUUACUAUAAAUACAUAGAUUGACAACCUAAAACGACCAUACAUUCCAAAAAGUAGGCACUGUUUACACUCUUCCUGCUCCCCUCACUCUGUUUCUCCCUCUUUCUCAGAUGAAUGCAAAGAUACGUCCCUCGUUCUCCGAGAUAGUGGUGUUGCUGGAGGGGAUGGAGAGAGGAGAGGAGGAGAGGAAGACGGUCAUCCCUCUGGGUGAUUAUCUCUCCUCAGAACCCGCUACCGUCCACAUCAGCCCCUACCGACGACGGAGUUCCCCCUGUCGCCCCGGCGACCAGCGGUUGUCACGGAGCCAGUCAGACAUGCUUCCCCCAACGACGCCCCCUCUAGGCACCCCGGCACGGGUCAACCCUUUCUCCCUGCGGCAGGACCUGAACGGGGGCCGCAUCAAGCUUUACGACACCCCCAGCAAGUCUGUCAUCUCCCUGACCUUCACCCUCCCCCAGCAGCCUGACCCCUGCGCAUCUCCCCCCCUCAGGGUGAACCUCUUCCUCCGCGGGCCCCCCCGACGCUGCCAGUCCCUCCCCUGCACCCCCAAGCAGGGGCACACCCUCGCCCUCCUCCGGGACCCCGACCUGCAGAGCUUGGGGAAAGAGGAGGUAGAGGAGGUGGAGAAUGAAAGGAGGAAGGAGAAGGGAGGGAUGGUGGAGGAUGAAAGGAGGAAGGAGAAGGGAGGGAUGGUGGAGGAUGAAAGGAGGAAGGAGAAGGGAGGGAUGGUGGAGGAUGAAAGGAGGAAGGAAAAGGGAGGGAUGGUGGAGGAUGUGUCAGAUGAUUCAGGGCUGCCUCUGGAACUGGGCAUGGUGUCUCUGGAAGAGGAAGAGGAGGAAGGUUUUUCUCUGGGGGAGCCUAUGGACUGCAGCAGGUCUCCUGACACACUAGAGGGUGAUGUCCCUACACCAGGGAGUCUUCUCCUACACCCAGCCUCGUCCUGUUCCUCCCUAUUUUUGCAACCUAACGGCUGGGGUCACCCAGUCUCCAACGCCCCCCCCUCCCUCCCUCCUCUCCCCCGUCUGGACAACAACAACGGCUCGGCGACGGUGGUCGUCGGCCGUCCGACUGGCUGGAGGGCUAGUGGCUACCACGCCGCAAUCCCGGGCCCCCCUGCUGGCCCCGCCUCUGAGCAAGAUGAAGUCAUUUCCUGUCCGAGCUGUUGUCUGAUUGGUCUGAGCUUUCCGUCCGUGUGCAUGAAGGGGGCGCCGACCCCUCGUCGCGUACCGCCCGGGCGACCCUACCGGAACCUCAACGGGGGCGGCACCGGUGAAGCAUCAGCUGCCACGGCAACCAAGGGACUGCUUUGUUGCGGGUCGAAUGGUCUCGUUCCUCCGACCGCGCCUUGCGUUCCUGGGCUGCCCCUACCGGAGGCACAGACUUAGGGAGGGCUCCCCCUAGUGGGCUGGCUGACCAACAACAACAACACCAGUGACAUUACUGAGACUUUGACUGGUACUGUUCAGUGAUGCUAUUACUAUUUAUUAUUACUAUUAGGAACUGGGGAGCUGAUGAUGAUGAUGAAGAUGAUUACUACUACUACUACCUGAAGUGGUUGAACAGCUUGCCUUUGUGUGUGAAUGAAUUAUUUUCUUCUAGUGUGUGUGUGUGUGUGUGAUUGAGGAUGUUGUGGGGACACUGGUGGUUGUAUUGGGAGUAACAAGGGAGAAGCAUAAUGGGAAAUCAGAAGUGAUUAUUAAUCUGAGGUCUUAUAUAUUGGUUGUUGACCUAGAGCCAUUUGAUAAUUACAGUGUGUCACUGGUUUGUUCACUACUAAUGAUAUUUCACUGGACUGGGUGGUGCUUGAGAUUUGUAUUGAAUUCAAACAGGUGCUUCUUCUUCCCUCAAACCUCAAAGUUUUAUUCCCAUAACUCCCUAGAUCCAGGUUUCCUCUCAGUGUGUGUGUAUGUGUGUGUGUGUGUUUGUGUUUUAACAGCUCGUGUAACUUUGAAACAGCAUGAAAAGCAAUUAUCCUAGUUGAUUUACUUAUUGUACUGAUUAUUCCACCCAAAGUUCUGUAUGUGUGUGAGUGUGAGAGAGUGAGUGACUCACAAAAUAACUAAAGUUCGUCCCCUGAUGUCAGUUUUGAAAUGUUAAUGGUUCUCUGGUCAUUUCCCUGUACCUGUGUGUGAGAGAUUAGAGAACUGAGUGCAAUAAUUUAAUAUAAAGUGAGUUUACUAGUUUCUUUUUUUACACUAUUUAUAAGAAUCACUGCACUCUUGAUUCCAUAGGCCUGCUGGUUUCUUGACUGUUGAGGCUGACUGUCUGGAUCUGAAAUGGUACCCUAAUACCUAUGGGCCCUGGUCAAAAGCAGUGCACUAUAUAGGAAAUAGGAUGCCAUUUUGUCUGUCGUUCCCAGAGUUUAAGGUGUGUUUGUCUCCCUCUGCUGGCCUGGAGGACCCAGACAGACCAGGCCACUGUGGCUCACAUGGCUGUGUCUCAAUACUCUUAAAUGGCUUCCUUUCCUCAUACCCAUUCCUUCUAGGAGAAGCUAUAUGUGAACAGACCAGGGGAAACUCCAAGCCUUAGUUAUAGACCUGGAGGUUUUCCUAGUCAGGUCACUUGGUCAGGAAAAGGUCCUGGCCAUAUUCAUAUCGUAUCAACUGAUAUGAGGGGACUUAAAAAGUGUAUGACUAUAUGGCUUUAGCUAUUAACCUUUUUAACUAGUUCUAACCAGUUAA
Molecule: messenger RNA, 2866 nt
Organism: Coregonus sp. 'balchen'
Lineage: Eukaryota; Metazoa; Chordata; Actinopteri; Salmoniformes; Salmonidae
Source: the annotation of a GenBank genome assembly